This is a messenger RNA of Thermothielavioides terrestris NRRL 8126, 945 nucleotides long. RefSeq lists its product as uncharacterized. The record is from RefSeq and is a predicted model, not a curated record. NCBI's taxonomy places the organism in Eukaryota, Fungi, Ascomycota, Sordariomycetes, Sordariales, Chaetomiaceae. Bases 410 to 637 code for a protein of 75 amino acids. The transcript has a single exon.
AAUUAGUCUUGGCGGGACCUCUAUAACCUCCAGCACUCAAUUGCAACAUGCCUGCAGGCUUCGUUGCCAAUUGAGCGUUGCCAUUCGACGGCAGGGUGGAUUGCGUCCUCUCUCCUUCAACUGGAUGUCUGUCUUUGCGCCAUUGUUUCUCGCCGUGGUCAAGAUAUCUGGUCGCGUGGCUGCCCAUCGGCGGUUAUCUCCCUCGUGCGCAAACAUAUGUAGGAGAGGACGAAGCAGCAUGACGCAAGACGCCAAUGUUAGGGCUGACUGCCCAUGGAAACAAAACACAAUUCUUCGUUGUGCGAUGUCCCGGCUUCUCAGCAGCACGAGCCUGAGAAGGGAUUGGGAAAUUCCCGCAGAGCGCUGCAAGAAGUCCGAUUGGGACAAGUUAGCCAGGGUUCCACGCGCAAUGCUUGUCGCAAUGCUUGUCGCAAUGCUUGUCGCAAUGCUUGUCGCAAUGCUUGUCGCAAGUCCUGGCGCAAGUCCUGGCGCGUCCGCGGGGCUUUCAGGCUGGGAGUUGCGUAUCCAUUGCGAGUAUCCGAGGUCAGGAACUCGUGGCCUCUCCACGGCGCAAGCCGACGGACUGCCCGUGUCCACAUGCCAUUGCGAAUGCGUCGCGUACUGCUGGCGACCUUGAAGCUGAUGAGGACACUUGUCGCUCGAGCUGGCGCGUCCCUCCAGGCCCGCAGCCAGGCGUGAAUCCGAAUCCGGGAAUCCUGGCUUGACAUUGCGCGCCCUUCGGACCUGGCGCCGGCGCCGUCGGCGUAAGCCUUCCCUUGGCGCCUCCAACCGGAAUUACGUGCGUGGGGUCAUUCCUAACCUUCCAGGCUUGCUGCCGUCUUAUUGGGUGGCUUGCAGCGACGGGCAUCGCGGUGGGGCUGUGCUGGGCAGUGCUGGUUUUUUUACGACCUGCAGCAAACGGGCAGCUACAGAAGAAAGUUGUCG